AGCUGAAGGCGACGGGCACAGCACACUUCUUCCACUUCCUCCUCAACUCCAGUGACAAAGACCACGACCGCAUGUACGUGGGCAGCAAGGACUACGUCCUCUCGCUGGACCUCCAUGACAUCAACCGCGAGCCCCUCAUCAUCCACUGGCCCGCGUCCCAGCAGAGGAUCGAGGAGUGCAUCCUGUCGGGCAAGAACAGCAACGGGGAGUGUGGCAACUUCAUCCGCCUGAUCCAGCCCUGGAACCGGACCCACCUCUACGUGUGUGGCACCGGUGCCUACAACCCCAUCUGCACCUUCGUCAACCGUGGACGCAAAGCCCAGGAUUAUAUUUUCUACCUAGAGCCAGACAAGCUGGAGUCGGGCAAGGGCAAGUGUUCCUAUGACCCCAAAGUGGACACCGUCUCUGCGCUGAUAAAUGAAGAGCUCUAUGCUGGUGUCUACAUCGACUUCAUGGGCACAGACGCAGCCAUCUUCCGCACCAUGGGCAAGCAGACGGCCAUGAGGACAGACCAGUACAAUUCACGCUGGCUCAAUGACCCAGCCUUUGUCCGCGCCCAGCUCAUCCCUGACAGCAGCGAGAGGAACGACGACAAGCUCUACUUCUUCUUCCGAGAGAAGUCGGCCGAUGCUCCGCUGAGCCCUGGGGUCUAUUCCCGCAUCGGACGCAUCUGCCUGAACGACGACGGAGGCCACUGCUGCCUCGUGAACAAGUGGAGCACCUUCCUGAAAGCCCGGCUUGUCUGCUCCGUGCCGGGGCCCGACGGGAUUGAAACGCACUUUGAUGAGCUCCAGGACGUCUUCAUCCAGCAGACGCAGGACACCAAGAACCCUGUUAUCUACGCCGUGUUCUCCGCUUCAGGGUCGGUCUUCAAGGGCUCUGCCGUGUGUGUCUACUCCAUGGCUGACAUCCGCAUGGUCUUCAACGGGCCCUUCGCGCACAAGGAGGGACCCAACUACCAGUGGAUGCCCUACACGGGCAAAAUGCCCUACCCCCGGCCAGGCACUUGCCCCGGGGGGACCUUCACCCCGUCCAUGAAGUCAACCAAGGACUACCCCGACGAAGUGAUCAACUUCAUGCGCACGCACCCGCUGAUGUACCACGCCGUCUACCCCACUCACCGCCAGCCGCUGGUGGUCCGCACCAACGUCAACUACCGCUUCACCACCGUGGCCGUCGACCAGGUGGACGCGGCAGACGGGCGCUAUGAGGUGCUUUUCCUGGGCACAGAUCGGGGCACAGUGCAGAAGGUCAUCGUGCUCCCCCGAGACGACAUGGAAACGGAGGAGCUCAUGCUGGAGGAGAUUGAGGUGUUCAAGGUGCCAGCACCCAUCAAGACGAUGACCAUCUCCUCCAAGAGGCAACAGCUGUACGUGUCCUCGGCUGUAGGCGUGACCCACCUGGCCCUGCACCGCUGCGAUGUGUACGGGGAAGCCUACUCCGCCUCCUCCAAGAGGCGGAGCCGGCGGCAAGACAUCCGGCACGGCAACCCCAUCCGCCAAACG
Tauraco erythrolophus (red-crested turaco) is the source of this 1505-nucleotide messenger RNA. The record is from RefSeq and is a predicted model, not a curated record. Lineage: Eukaryota; Metazoa; Chordata; Aves; Musophagiformes; Musophagidae.